This is a messenger RNA of Baudoinia panamericana UAMH 10762, 2207 nucleotides long. RefSeq lists its product as uncharacterized. Lineage: Eukaryota; Fungi; Ascomycota; Dothideomycetes; Mycosphaerellales; Teratosphaeriaceae. The record is from RefSeq and is a predicted model, not a curated record. The transcript is spliced from 2 exons. Bases 229 to 1842 code for a protein of 537 amino acids.
AAGCUCGUGACAGCUUACAGAGAUGCACAGUAUAUAAAAUCUUUUUCCAAAUCGCUGACACUUCUUUUGCACGGUUCGCUUCAUGAUCGGAGGAGAGACGACAAAACAUUGUCGACCAAGCACGAUAGCUAACCACAGCAGCACUCAACUAGCAUCGUGUGGGCCCAGCGUCUGGCUCGAAGUAAGCCUGUCGCCUGUCUACGAGCACCGCCGAAUCACCUGGGCAAGAUGGACGGCUUCACAGACGUCCUUUCGAAUAUCACCCUCGAGCGGCAGAAUGAUGAUCUCCGCUUCGAGUCCGGCAACGUUGUGGUCGAGCUCUCCAACAGAACCGUACUCGUCCUCCACAGCGGCGUGCUUGCUGCAAGCUCGCCACGCUUCAAGGCCCGGUUCAGCAAUGUCUGGACUUCGAACGGGAACAACAAGGUCAAAGAUCCGGUCACUGGAGAGGAGAAGAUGUUGUACCGCUACAGCAUGCAGUACGAUGAGGACGUGGAAGCUUUCAGCAUCACAGACGCUUCCGCCUCUGCGACAAGGCCGUUCGACGGUGGCGCCGGGAUCCGACCAUUCCAUCUCUCCGGACUUGCUUCAGGCUACCCGAGGCGCGGAUGGCACGAAGGCAACCCGUGUGAAGUUGGUAGUUACGCAAGUGUAAAUGUUGUGCGCCAAAGCACUAUCGAGGCCGAUAAGCUGCUCUUCGCCCUCCUCUACGAGCAAGGCGUCCAGACUGCGUCAGACAUCCAGGAAGGUCUUCUGCAACUUACCGAUGCUGUUGCGCUUGCGGAGUUCUAUGAUCUGUUGCCCGCCGUUGCGGAGAAGGUCCUGGUCGCCAUGCUCGGUUUGCCAGAAGUAUGGAAGUCUGUCGCUCGCUUCCCGCUGCUAUUCUUAGCGCUGGGCAAGAAGUUGCGCUCGCCAGCAUUCUUUACGGAUGCCUUGCGGCACAUCAUAGGCAGUGGCAUGCCGCUGCAGAUCGUUGUCUUGAGCACGGUGCUUACGCAGCUGGAAGCCUGCAUCGCCAUGUAUCAGGCUAAGGAGUUCCAUGACAAGCGAGUCUCACACAUCAACAACGGAUUGCGCUCACUUGGCUUGACCGAGUACCAAGCCCACGCUGACCGCUCAUGGAGGAAGCAAUCAAGCGCCGUGAAGACCACCUGGCUUGAAUCAACAUUCGGGAAGAAGACCGUUCGUGAGAAGUGUCAAUAUCUGGCCCGCUCCAUCUUUCGCGAGUUUCUAGAUCAGCAGCUUGUAGGUGAGGCGCACUGGUCUAACAUCAAGUACGCAAAGACGACGCCACACAACGGAGACGUCGAAGCUGGCUCUUUGCGAAAGGCUUGCGAAAACAUACUCGAGGCGACAAAGGACGAGCGUGAGCAUGCGAAAGACGACUCACAGCCAGAUCUUGACCGUAAGCUUACAAAGGAUGCCCCAAAGAUCGAUCUCGAGCGCAUCGGUCACCGGCUCGCAGCAAAGUAUGCUAAGAUCUUCAAUCUCGACAAGGACAACAAUGACGGACAUCAUCCUGCCGCGGUGAUCGCCUAUGAGCUACGUGCCUUGCUUCGCGCCGCGGCUACGGUGAUAUACCACGCCGAUUACGACCAAAUGUCUAUACUCGAGUGCAACGCCGAGUGUGAGGAUGCCGAUGUCGAAAAUUAUUUUGCGUGUAAUUGCCGGCACAUGCAAACUUGCGCGCGCCACGAUGAUGGCCUGGCCUACUACACCGAGAUGCGCUUUCCGAAAAGCAUGUUGCCACGGACUCAUCAGGCGCAGUGGCAGGCUGCUGGUCUUCCUGCGGUUAGCAUGGAAGAGGCAACGGUGCAGUGGAUGCAGGCUCUUGAAAUCUAGCAAGACUUGAGAGGGUUUCACCGUCCGGACAGCCAUCGUGGCGAGAGAACUCGAAUACAAAGAGGCAUCUUGUGACGGAUGCGAAGUGACAGGGCGGAGAAAGACCCGGGCUGGUGCGAAGACAUGGGAAUGGCGUCUGACAUCAACAGACCUUGCAGGGUGCAAGCGAUCAUUAAUGUACUGACCUGAGUACGUUGCGGUUUGAGGGUACGUAAGCACUGGAGUGUAGCUUAGUAGGUUAAUGGUGAUAUAAUGCGCCGUGAGACAAAGGCACUGCGAAGUUCUCGAAAUUGUCCCGUUUGUAGCACAAACAUAGCAAAGCUGCAGUCAAUAUUCCUGCACACUUCUCCCAGCGUUUUAUCACG